Molecule: messenger RNA, 8351 nt
Organism: Salvelinus fontinalis (brook trout)
Lineage: Eukaryota; Metazoa; Chordata; Actinopteri; Salmoniformes; Salmonidae
Product: UPF0606 protein KIAA1549-like
Exons: 21
Coding region: 746-6061 (1771 amino acids)
Source: RefSeq, a predicted model, not a curated record
CUCGACACAUAAAUUACUGCAGCAUAAAUACUGGAGGCUGAGACAGGAAGGGUCGGGAGACACCGUGGCCCCAUCCGAUGAUACCCCCGGACAGGACCAAACAGGCAGGAUAUAACCCCACCCACUUUGUGAAAGCACAGCCCCCACACCACUAGAGGGAUAUCUUCAACCACCAACUUACCAUCCUGAUACAAGGCCGAGUAUAGCCCACAAAGAUCUCCGCCACGGCACAACCCAAGGGGGGGCGCCAACCCAGACAGGAAGAUCACAUCAGUGACUCAACCCACUCAAGUGACGCACCCCUCCUAGGGAUGGCAUGGAAGAGCACCAGUAAGCCAGUGACUCAGCCCCUGUAAUAGGGUUAGAGGCAGAGAAUCCAAGUGGAGAGAGGGGAACCGGCCAGGCUGAGACAGCAAGGGCAGUUCGUUGCUCCAAUGGCUUUCCUUUCACCUUCAUACUUCAAGCCUGUCCUAUGGCAUGCUCCUCUUGCCAGCUCAGCACUUGACAUUUGUGUUGCGAUUAUGUAAUAUUUCAUGUGGUCACUCCAAGGGGGCAUCCGUGUGCCUGUUCCAUGCCAGUUACAGGAAGUGCACGCAUGCACGCCAAUAUGCAGACAGAAAAUUCACUUGUUUUUCACAAAAUGAAUUAGAACGUUGUGGAUACAUUUUAGAAUGACACAAUUUCCUGUAUACAGCUGUUUAAAGACCUGCAUCACAAUACUGAGAGCUUUGCCGUUUGUAAAAGGAUGUAUUUGGGUGUUUUUUGGAGUCUUAUUUUCAUGAAUGAGGCUCAGGAAGUCAGUCGGUGCUGGGUAGACUGGCCUUCGUUGGAUCCCACCAUGUUGGAAGAGUUUCAGGAAGAAGUACCAAGCUGGACUGAAUCACCCUCGGCCUUAUUAGUUUCACACACUGAUGCCUCUGAGCACCUAGAUGACACUACAACUACAGCUCUCCUUUCACCUGGUCCCCUACCACUUGAAUCACCUUCUAGGUCGAGUGACCCCCUCCCCAUUGGUCGAGACCCUCUGUCCACUCCACCUUUUAGCUUUUCGGAGCCUGCGAUUGGCCUUCAGAAACACCCUGAAGGCCCAGCCGAACUCUCAAGGGACAUGAAGCUCUCUGGGCCUAUCUCAACCAUGGCAGCUACCUCUUCAACCCUUGUUACAGUACCACACCAGAAGCUUCUCGGACCACAGUCCAACAUAUCCACAACACCCUUGAACUUCUCUACAGCCACCAGUGGGACGACGUCUCCACAGUUUAUUGUCCCAAACUCUAAUGAAAGACGUUCAGAUGAAUCUCCAUUAUUACCCCCCAGCAACCAGCAAGACCCAUCAAAACAGAGAACUCCUGCACUUAUGACAUCACUUCCUGUUGGACCCCUCAACCUGCCUAGACUGCCUAUUGACAAUCUGGUAGAUGUAGCAGCCCUAUCAGACCAAGCCAGCCAAGAGUCUAGACCUAAUCCAGAUGUGUCCCAGAGUUUAGGCGGUCUCUCGCUAGAUCCCAAACUGCCUCUUGAGCCCUCCAGUAUAUUAAUCGAUCUGGAUCACCUGCACCCCAACAGUGAGCUCAUGCAGAAGGAUGAUGCUGCCCAAGGUAUUUACAUGCUUCUGAAGCCAUCGCCUGAAAUGCAGCUGGCUCCCAGCUAUGUGCCUUUCCUGAGCCCACAGACCACGUCCUCCUCAGCCGAGCCCACCAUGGUCCCUACUGAGGACUUCUUCCCCACCAACACCAUGGAGGUGGACUGGGGCUCCGGAGACCACCCGGAGACCAUGUCCUAUAUGGGCUCGGAGGGCGAUUACUUCUCCCUGGUCACCAACCUGCCCACAGACAUGUAUGACCUGGAGGACUCCAAUGCGGAACGCUACGACACCUCCUUCCCCUCCAGGGUCGGCUUGUCCUUCUCCUCGAUGCGUCACGUGACGUCUUCACUUAGUCUCAUUACAACUGAUCUCAGCUCUGGUGUUAGUGUGGCCCCGACAUCUGUUCCUCCCUCUAUCCAUCCAUCUCCCAGUCACUCAAUGCUAGCCUCAACACCAACACCUCAAGGUAGUCUACCAGAAGGUUCAGGCGUAGACUGGAUAGAUACCUUCACUGUUGAAUCAACAGACCUUCUCCUACCAGACAUGAACAGCCUGGAGUACUACACCAUCCAGCUGACCAAGGAUGACUCCGAAGAACACAGAGGCACCAAUGUGACCACCACCUCCAGACAUUUCUCCCUGAUGUCCAUCAGCACCACCCACAUCAUGGCCACCAGCACGUUCACUGCGGACCCCCGCCACAUGCUCACAGCCUCCUAUGGAGUGGAGGUCCAGCCUUCUGACAACACUACUUGGAUAAAAGAGUCCUCUGAUAUAUCUGGCUCAGAGCCUCUCAAUACGACCACAGCAGACGCCACAGAGAUGACUUCUCUGAAUUUCUCAGUGCCGUUCCUGGAGCCUUCAGUAGCGCCAACCCCCUCCAUGGACCUCUCAUCAUCCCUGUGGGGUGUCACUGGUCAGGUGUCCUCCGGGGAAUGGAUUAGCCCUGUGGCCACCUCCAGUGUCGGACUGGACAGCAGCUCUGUAUUAGUGUCUGUGCAGCAUAGUGCUAUGGCCACUGAGACAGACAUUCAGUGGUAUGUGUCUCCCACCACCACAGAGACAGCCCUCCUCAGCACCUCUCUCGUCACUCCUGUGUUGACCACCUCUGUCGCCUUCACCCCAGUGCCUGGUCAGACAGAAUUACCCCCCGAUGUCACCUCAGACCCCAUAGAGCGAGCCACAAAUGCCACCACCUUUCCCCCGGUGUCAGUCAUGGCUGACCAAGGUAUUGAUACGGAUAGUCCUGUCACAGCGGUGACAAAUGUCAGCCAGAGUACACUUAGCACCGUAGACACCCCCUCCACAACUGAUCCUACCACCACCAUCACCACUAAGGCCUCUACAACCACUGCUCUGGCCACCACCACUACCACCACCCCCUUAAACAUAACAACCACAAAAAGCCCACCUACAACCAUUGGCCGCCAGUACCUCUGUAAUGUCACCAAGCCUGUGUACUUUGUUAAAGUCGGUUUCCCCCCUGGGGCCACUGUUGGAUAUGCCAAAUCCCAAAUCCGAGACGUCCUGAAGACUGAAUUCAAUAAGUCAAUUGAACUGCAGGUUGCUAAGAGCCCUCCAGACUUUGUGUUCCGGGCAGUGUCAGGUCCCGUGGUGUUCACAGCCAUAUCUGUCAUCAACGCCCUGCGCCAGUCAGGCCGACGCUUCCAGCCCAUCUCACACUACUGGAAGGUACCAGACCACCAGUACCAAGUCCACUCAGUGCUGCAGUUUGUGCCCAGCCACGUCGACGUGCGAGUCUGCAACUUCAGCGAGCGCAUUGAGAAAGGCCUUACCAUGGCGUACGCCGAAGUGCGCCGACGCGCACAGGAGUCCACCAACUUCACUGUGCACAUUGUGAACAUCACCAUGAAUAAGCCCAGGAGUCAGCAGAGGGAGCCAGUGGACGUGACCUUCGCGGUGCGCGAUGCCGUCGGCUACCUGAAGGGGUCAGAGGUCAGCAACCACCUGAGGCUGCUCAACAUGGUGGAGUUCAGCUACUACCUGGGCUUUCCCGUGCUGCAGAUCGCCGAGCCUUUUCACUACCCAGAGUUGAACACCACCCAGUUGCUUCGCUCGUCUUGGGUUAGAACAGUGAUGCUAGGUGUCCUGGACCAGGGGGUGGACGGGCGGACCUUCCAGGCCAAGAUGGAGCGUCGUGUGGCCCUGCUGCUGGGAGAGGUUCUGAAGGCGGCCAGGCGUACCAAGAGGGCCACCAGCGUGGCCAACCACAGUGUUCAGAUUGUGAGUACGACCAGGCUGGUGGGAGCGGACCACCCUCUGGAUAUGGUGUACUUUGUGGACCAGCUAGGACAGCGGUUGCCUGCCAUCACCACAGCCAACAUGCUGAACAGACUGGAUGUGCAAAGGGCAGCCAUUGUGCUGGGCUACAGAGUACAGGGCAUCCUGGCUACACCUGUGGAGAAGGUGGCAGGGUACCCUCCCCCAGACACGGAGAACACCAGCAUGUGGAUCAUCAUAGGUGUGGUGGUGCCGCUAGGCGUGGUCAUCGUCAUCAUCUCCAUCCUCUACUGGAAGUUGUGUCGCACCGACAAGUUGGAGUUCCAGCCCGACGCCAUGACCACUGUCCAGCAAAGACAGAAGCUCCAGGCUCCCAGUGUGAAGGGCUUUGACUUUGCCAAGCUGCACCUGGGCCAGCACAGUAAGGAUGACAUCAUGGUAAUCCAGGAGCCUGGUGCCCCUGGGCCCCCACCACCCAACUACAACACCAAGGAGACUGCCGCCACCUCCAAGAACGAUGAGGUCCCCACCCCCAGGUCGAAAGGGACCUCCGUCUCCUCCACCAAGGCGUCCCGCAGCACACGCAGACGAGGAAGGGACAGGAUCUCUCCCUCGGACAGGGACUCCAUGGUGAGCGCUGGGUCCGGUGAUCGUGAGAAGGAGUUAGCCGAGGAGAACCUGAGAGCCUUCGCCAUGCCCAACGACAGCAAGCAGGCCCGCAAGAUCCCAAUCAAUGUUUUAAAUGGAAAGAAUAGAAUUGGUCCUCCUCCCAUGAACGGCCAUGACGAGCAUCUCUCCUCUGCCUCAAUCUUUGAGCAUGUGGACCGCAUGUCGCGCUCGGCCGACGGCACCCGUCGCCUGUCCAAUAAGAUUCAGCUGAUCGCCAUGCAGCCCAUGGCUGUCCCGCCCCAGCACCACAGCCCCACUGUCAACGGUAUUAACGGCAGAGGGCCAGAGACACACAGCAGCUUUAACAAGGAGAUCCAGGUGGCGUUGAGGCAUAAGUCUGAGAUCGAGCACCACCGUAACAAGAUCCGUCUGCGGGCCAAGAGGAAGGGUCACUAUGACUUCCCUGCCAUGGACGACAUGGUAGACAAUGGUCUGACCACUGACCCCAAGGACCAGGACCACAUCUACCACAAGGCCCAGAUGCAGAUCGACAAGAUCCUGGACCCUGACAUCCACAUGCCCUCACUGUUCAUGGAGCCUAAAAAGAGUGGCAGGGGGAGGCGUUCUCCCAAGCAGAAGAAGAAGCACCAAAUGAACGGCAGCCUGACUAACGCAGACAAGGACCGCCUCAUCUCCAACGACAGUGAGGGCACCUACAGGAAAUACCCUGGGGUCAACAACGUGGCCUAUGUGUCGGACCCUGACCAGGCCCCAGAGUCUGGGACCCCCUCCCCCAACGACGACGUGUUCCUGGGCCACAUCUCGCCCCCUCCGGGGCACGCCCCUCCCCCGCCCCCCUACAUGCCCCCCCAGCCCUCCAUCGAGGAGGCCAGGCAGCAGAUGCACUCCCUGCUGGACGAUGCCUUCGCCCUGGUCUCCCCCACCUCCCAGGGCAGCACGGCCGGCAUCACCCUGCCCGGGGUCAACUCCAACCCCCCCAGCUCCAGCCCCCCACCUCGUGGUGGAGCCCGCCCCUGGGGUACUACCUACCCAGCCCUCAGCCCUUUCUCCUCAAGAUACGUUGAGUUAGGAAUGUCCCCUCCUUCACUCCAAGGCUUACAACAGAGACAGGGCCUGGGCUUCAGCUACCCACCAGGUGACCCAGGACAUGUUGACCAGCUCCCCCCAGAGAGCCACUACUCCACCAGGGGCCUGUACACUGAAGACAUGCCCUCGUCUACCAGGCCACGGCCAGUAGGGGGCACCACAGGUAACCAGCUCAAUCACCUGAACCAGGUGGAUCUUGGGAGCCGGAUCAAGGGGGAGUACCCAUUGGGGGGUAGGGCACCUCCAGGUCAGACUGGAGGCUCAGGUUGGGCACCCUACACUGACGGUGACUUCAGACCCACCAGAGACCCUGUUCUUCUGGGCUACCCUGACUCCUCCUCUAUGUUCCAGAUUCCUAGUAGGAGUGCCCUAAGGGAGCCCUCUGCCCACCUGGACAUCUACCCCCCCGAGGAGUCCUCUCCCCCCAACCACUCCUCAGCCUCCCUCAUCAAGGCCAUCAGGGAGGAGCUGCUGCGCCUCUCCCAGAAACAGCAAGCCGUGCCCAGUUACCACAGCUGAGACAGACGGCCUCCUCUGGUCCUCACUGAACCUCUACUGCUACAUCCACCAGUCAUACCGCUGCCCCUGCCUGCCUGCUCCAACCUAGCAAUGCUUCCCAUGGAAGUUCCUUUGUACAGGAGAGAGACAGUACUGCUGGGCUGCGUCAAGGUGGCUAUUGGCAAACUAGACCAAACUGAAUGAGAUGACAUCAUAUAUGCCACUAGUAGCCUAAGCAUAGAUGGGGUCAUUAUAUGAAUGACCUGUUCUCUAAGCUCUGGCUCUCUGACCCAGACUCCUGUCUCUGACCCAGACUCCUGUCUCUGACCCAGACUCCUGUCUCUGACCCAGACUCCUGUCUCUGACCCAGACUCCUGUCUCUGACCCAGACUCCUGUCUCUGACCCAGACUCCUGUCUCUGACCCAGACUCCUGUCUCUGACCCAGACUCCUGUCUCUGACCCAAACUCCUGUCUCUGACCCAGACUCCUGUCUCUGACCCAGACUCCUGUCUCUCUGACCCAGACUCCUGUCUCUGACCCAGACUCCUGUCUCUGACCCAGACUGUCCUAUAGCAUACAGUGUACUACAGUAUAAGUGACCCUAGAGGUUUAAGGGAGAAGGUGUGAACUGAAUGGUUGGCCAUGACCACUGAUCCCUGCCCAGUUGUUUUUAAUUUGAGGUGUUGUUGCUUUUGUUCUUUUUAAACCGCAGUCUAGACUGUGUGUGUGUGAUGAUGAUGAUAAUAAGCAAUGUACUUUGAUAUUCUCUCUCAUGCUGCCUUGACAUCCUAACAAUAUUUUACAGUACAGUGGUCUUUCUCUAUCUGUAGAACAUCUUUCAUUUAGGCUCCAAACAUUGAUACCAUGUUACCUUUAACGGGUGAUGCUUCUUACCAUUACUAUACAGGUUUUGUAUACAGGUGCUUCUUUAAACGCUUUGUGUUUUCUGCCAUGAUAUUGAGGGGUGAUAUGCACACUCCGUGAAACCAGUAUUCCCAGGUGCAGGAUGAAGUUGUUCUACAUUGUUUUAUGCCAUGAGCCACACAAUGCCUUGUGUUGUGACAGAGUGAGUCAGUUCAACUGUCUCAAUCUACUAUACAGCUAAAGUCAGAGUUCGGGAGGACAACACUAGACACAAAGAGCUGCAAUAAUUAUACUGCAGCUACUCCCAUACAUUAUUAUUUAUUUAACCAGGAAGGGCUCAUUGAGAUUUGAAAUCUCUUUUUCAAGAGCGUCCUGGCAAAGAUGAGCAGCACCAAGUCAUUACACCAUAACAGACAAACUACAAGUAAUCUAGUAAAAACCACAGGGAUAUAAUGAAAUCAUAAAACAACAAAGGCAUUCCAAGGCGAUGGCGCAGAGUACAUAAAAGCCCUUUUACCAAAUUCAGUUUGGACAUACGGAACAGUUAGCAGGAUAAAGUCCUGCGAACGAAGAGAGUACCCACCACAUUUCUGAAAAAUAAAAAUGCCCAAAUAAAAUGGUAAUAAACAUUACUUUACCAAUGCAACUACAUUGACUUUGUUGUCAACAUCUUCAGCACAAUGUCCACAUUUGACCUUAUAUACCCAGGUUGUUGAGGAUGCUACCUUGUUAAGACCUUAAAUGCCAACAUAUGGUGAACUGAUAAGACAACAUUAUUUCUAUAGAUAUUACACUAAGAUCAUUUAUUGUGUAUAAUAAUUAACUUGUGGCAUUUUAUAACGUUUUCUGACCUGCAAACAAAUCUAAAUGAUUGACAGUACCUUUACAUGCAGAUUGCAGUGGCUAUUCAAUUGUAUGAAUCUAACAGAUCCGGCAAUCUGAUCUAUUUAAUUCACUGUAUGCAAACUACUGGGUUGCACUUGGCUUUUCUCAGUGAAUAUCCUUCAGGCCACACCAACUGAAAUGUAAUUGAAAGAUUCAUAGGUCAAGUCAAUUAUGCAUUGUAUUGCUGAAGGAAAUGCAGUAUUUUCUCAGCUGAGAAACAGGGUCAGUGCUCACACGUGUUCAAUCUCCAGGGUAUUCUUCAUCUAUUUCCUCCUUUUUUCAUGCACUAUAGACAUGUUCAGCUACGUGUACUGUGUUUUAAUUGUUGACAGUUUACUGCUCAGUCAAUCUGUCAACUUGAGAUGUUUUGUGCAUUUUAUGUUCUUUUUAUUCUUGAAUGGACUUGCCUCCGUGUUUUAUUUGCUCCAUAUGUCUUUGUUCAAUAUUUUUUUAAACAUUUUGUUCAGUAACGUUUUCAACAAACUCCACACAUAUUGCUUUGCUGUGGGCAUUGAAGUGAUGUUUCAUUUCAAUAAAAUAAAAGAUAAAUUAUUGAUUUUA